GCUACGUGAUAUAGCCUGAGCGUUGUGUACGGUGGACAGCGUCUGUUUACAGAUGCUUGAAGAUCACAACUCUCUCUCUCCUCUGUUCCUUCUCAGGGUCUUUUGUAAGCAUCUGGCGCAUCUACCAGUGAAUGGGAAAGGCAGGUUGUGACUGGAAUCGUACUUUUGCUGUGCCCAGACACUUACAUCACUCUGGAGAGGAGGACACAAGUAUGCCAGUCUGGAAAACUCCAGGAGUGAAGAAGCAAGAAGCAACCCUCCAAAUAUAUCACUUUUAUCUCAUCUCUUCAUCCCUUCACAUAAACAAGGGAAUAGUGCGAGAGACAUAAAAAAGAGAAAGAGUCUGAACAAAAAGCACUGAACAAGCUCUCCUUGAGUCUUUCCUCUGGAAAACUUGGGCUGCUAAGAACAGUGGGCAUUGGAUGAAAGCGUGUGUGCCGACAGUAGACGAGAGGAGUGGGGGAGGGAGUUGCUACCGUAGCCAGUCCCGCCUUUGUUUCUGUGUGUUUGUGUGUGCGCGCACAGUUCAGUCAUAAGCAGAGAAAAACAGAGAGGGAGAACCUAAGCUUGUGAGGCUUGUCGGAUGGAACAGGGAGAACAGCCUUCUCCGUCACAUCCUCCGGUUUAUCCUCCUUUCUCACCCUGCGGAGUGUGAACGAAACAACGUCUUCUUGAGACUGCUUAGACACAAGCGCCUGUAAACGCCAGUCCCGCGGCUCCGUGUGACUUCUGCUACGCUCCUGCCGCGGAUCACCAGUCAUCCACAGUCGCUGCGCUGCGCUCUGCACUGCCUGUUGUGCACUGCCUGCUCCUCGUCCAGUUAACCAGCGAGGGUAGAGGAGAAAGCAGCCGAGGCAGCAAUAGAGGAGGCUUACGAAAGACAAGAUGGGAGUCCUGCUUUGCAGCUUGGUGGUACUGGCGCUUGUCUGUCAAAGCCAUAGGUCCGAUAGCUCUCUCCACAGGUUUAAAAGGUACCAGGAGGGCCCCCAGUCAGGCCCUAGUGAUUGCACCAGGGGUAUCCAGCCCCCUGUGGUCAUGGCCAACUCCCACAACUUUUCCUUGGACGUCCGCAUGCCCGGAGUCAGCCCCACAGCAUCCGAUUCCUAUUUAUGUGUGGCGGUGCCGGUUCCGACAAGCAGGGAUGCUUAUAUAGUGGACUUUGUGCCUCACGCCAGUAUGGACACGGCUCACCACAUGUUGCUGUACGGCUGCCGGACCCCAGUCUCAACUACCGGCUACUGGGACUGUGGGAGUGCCCAGGGCACCUGUGAGGAUGAUGGUGCCAUCAUGUAUGCCUGGGCCCGCAACGCUCCGCCCACAAAAUUGCCUAGAGAUGUGGGGUUUAAAGUCGGAGGAAAGUCAAAGAUCACGUACUUCGUAUUGCAGAUCCAUUACGGGGAUAUCAGUGGUUUUAGAGACCACCAUAAAGACUGCUCAGGACUUACAUUAAGAAUGACUUCCAAACCACAGCCCUUCAUUGCUGGCAUGUAUCUGAUGAUGUCUGUGGAUACCAUCAUCCCUCCAGGCAGUAGAGUUACCAACGCUGAUAUUGCUUGCGAAUAUGAAUCAUAUCCAAUGUACCCAUUUGCCUUCAGGACCCACACACAUAGUCUCGGUCAGGUUGUCAGUGGAUACAGGAUUCGAGAUGGGAAGUGGACUCUGAUUGGACGGCAGUCGCCGCAGUUGCCACAAGCGUUCUAUGCGGCCACCCAGGGCGUUGAUGUCAGGUAUGGAGACACGAUUGCUGCCCGAUGCGUAUUCACCGGAGAAGGGAGGACCUCAAAAACUUACAUCGGGGGUACCUCCAACGACGAGAUGUGUAACUUCUACAUCAUGUACUACAUGGACAGCAAGCAUGCAGACCCCUUCAUGGACUGCAUGCAGGAUGGCUCCAAAGAGCUGUUCCGCCACAUUCCGUCAGAAGCCAACGUUCCUAUUCCUGUCAGUCCAGACAACAUGAUGACUAUGAUGCACUCGGGACACCAUGCAACAGGUCAUCAAGAUGACAGGACACUAUUGGAGCCAAAGAGAGCAGAGGAGGAGAUGCUGGAUCAGGGUGACUUCUAUUCCCUUCUGUCCAAGUUCCUAGGCGAGAGCAAGGAUGUAGUCCACGUACAUAAGUAUAACCCCAGUGAGGCCCUGAGAGCCCAGGCCGAACUGGUGGCUCAGAUUGAUAGCAUAAUGCAAAAGAAGGACCUGGGCUGGCCCAGUCCCAGGCUAGGCUUCGGGGACAGGGAGGAUGCAAUACUUGUGAGGGAUAGAGUGCACAAGUUUCACCAGCUAGAGGCUACGGUCAGGCCGCCGGGAAGCAAGCUGGGAAUACCAGCCUCUAACGCUGCCGCCACCGAGGCCGGCGCCCAAAAACAAGGGUACCACCUGGAGGAGGUGAUGGACUGGCCGGAAAACCCACUACAACUGGGUCAGGUGUCUGGUCUGGCCCUUGACUCAGAUAAUAACCUUGUCAUCUUCCAAAGAGGAGACCAUCAAUGGGGUGUCAACUCCUUUGACAACCAGGCCAGAUACCAACAACGUUCCCUUGGUCCUAUCCAACAAUCCACCAUUCUAGUCAUAGAUCCUGUCAAGGGCAAUGUCCUCAAGGCCUCUGGACGAAACAUAUUUUACUUGCCUCAUGGAAUAACUACAGAUGCACAUAAUAAUUACUGGGUUACCGAUGUGGCCCUUCAUCAGGUGUUCAAAGUGGGCAACAACAAGCCCCUGGUGGUUUUGGGUGAAGCCUUUGAACCAGGAAGUGAUAAAGAGCACUUCUGCAAGCCCACUGAUGUAGCUGUCGACACCAUGACCGGAAAUGUCUACAUAUCUGAUGGAUACUGCAAUGCCAGGGUUCUCAAGUUCUCACCAGAGGGCAAAUACCUUUCUCACUGGGGAGCAGGUUCGUCUGACAGACGGAGGAGGCUCCCAUUCCGGAUCCCCCACAGUCUGGCCUUCCUGCCCGACAGGCGGGAGCUGUGUGUGGCUGAUCGGGAGAAUGGCCGCAUUCAGUGCUUUGUAGCUGAAUCCGGGGAAUUUGUCAAGGAGAUCAAGAAGGAAGAAUUUGGUGAAGAAGUGUUUGCUAUCGCCUACACGCCGGCUCAUGGUGGUCUGAUUUAUGCUGUGAAUGGGGAAUCACCAUAUGGACGCUCAGCUCCUCUCAGCGGCUUUGUGAUAAACUAUUCAUCCAAGGAGAUCCUGGACACGUACAGCCCAGACUCUCAGGAGUUUAAGAUGCCUCAUGAUAUAGUUGUGAACAAAGACGGUGCUGUCUUUGUUGGUGAUGCAGCCUCAGACACAGUAAUAAAGUUUACUUCUGAAAAAGCUGAACAUCGUUCUGUUAAGAAAGGUGGAAUCGAAGUACAAGAAAUAGAAGAAACGGAGACCUUUGUCCAGACAAACCUGAAGCCUGUACACGCGGUGUCCUUUCAUAUGGCAGUGGCCAGUCAACAGAAGCCCCCAGAGGUCCCAACCCAGGAACACCACCAUGCCCCUGAGUCACCUCCACCCCCCAAAUCCCAGCAGCAGCAGACCCAUGAGGAGGAUAAGCAGAAGGUCAAAACCGUAGCCAAACAGAGUGCCCGGGGAGUGUCCCCGGCUGUCAUUACCACCCUCCUGCUCAUCCCAGUGGUGGUGGUCAUCUCCAUUGGGCUGUUUAUCCGCUGGAGGAAGAGCAGGAUGUAUGGAGAUGGGUGUGAUGUGAAACUGGAACCUAACUCUGCUGGAGGAAUCUUGGGAAAACUCAGAGGCAAAGCAGCUGGCAGUCUGAACCUGGGCAACUUCUUUGCCACUCACAAGGGCUACAGCAGGCAAGGCUUUGACCGCCUCAGCACAGAGGGCAGCGACCAGGAGAAGGAUGAUGAGGACGCCACCGACUCAGAGAACGAGGAGUACUCUGCCCCACCUCCGCCCGUCCCUUCUUCCACCUCCUAAGACCCCUUGGUGUCUCCUAAACUAAUACCUGCCCUUGCACCCGCACACUGACUAACUCUCUCCGCUCACGCUCCCAGGCUGUACUUUAAUUGUAUAUGUAACAGUUUUGUGUUGGCUGCCAAUCUUUUUUUUAUUUAUUUGUGCAGAAACAUACUACUUUCCCAAGUAUAUCGUGCAACUGUCAUUAUUUAUACAUGUAAGUUAUCUGGACCAGAUUUGAGUUGAGAGUACUGUUAGAAAUCAGAAAGGUUAUAUAGAAUAUAAUUUUAACAGGAGACAAGAAAGCAAGAAUACGUUUUAUUUUUAUAAUGAUUUUUUCUGAUAGGAGAAAGUUUUCAUCCACAUACCUAAUCGGCUAAAUGUAAUUCAGUUUUUAUCCUUUUAAGAUUUUAUACUUUGGUUCACAAUAUUUAAAUUCCACUUUUAUCUGUACAUUUGUGCCUUUUUAAUUAUGUACUUUGCCUUUCUGCAGCACCAAUUAUUACAAACGUGCCACAUAAUGGAAAGAGCUGCUGCUGGUGUCACAUGUACGUUUCAUUGUAUCGCAUUCAAUUGAAAGGAAAAAAAUAUUAUUAUCCUGUAUAUCUAAAGCUGUAUUUAUGAGAUUUUACAAUCAGAUGUGAGCUGUGUCUGAUAUUUAUUGUGACAUACUGAGGUUUUAUUGCAAGAAUACUAUUUUCAGUAAUAAUGUUAUUUGUGUAAUAAAGUGUCUGCAAAGCGA
Messenger RNA from Osmerus eperlanus (European smelt), 4642 nucleotides. It is a transcript of the gene pam, whose product is annotated as peptidylglycine alpha-amidating monooxygenase. Gene Ontology annotation, molecular function: protein binding; copper ion binding; peptidylglycine monooxygenase activity. NCBI's taxonomy places the organism in Eukaryota, Metazoa, Chordata, Actinopteri, Osmeriformes, Osmeridae. Gene Ontology annotation, biological process: peptide metabolic process. Bases 886 to 3921 code for a protein of 1011 amino acids. The record is from RefSeq and is a predicted model, not a curated record. The transcript is spliced from 27 exons. Gene Ontology annotation, cellular component: membrane; extracellular region.